AUGACAAAUAUAAACAGCUUCAACUGCCCAUUGAAGGGAUACAAAGCAAUCAAAAUAGCAUAUGGAACACAGGCUACGCUCAAUCCAAACGAGGAAGAGCGUGCAAGCGGAUUGACUCACGCAUGGAAGAUAUACGUAAAGGCCCCACCAGGAUUCAUAAAAAUAACCACAUAUAAGUUACAUGAGUCAUUUCUGAACAAUAACGUUGUUGUGAAUGCAACUGAAAGCAAUCCGAACUUCGAACUGCACCAGAAAGGAUGGGGUGAGUUCACAAUCCAAAUAAAAAUAGCUCUCUUCAAUAAUGACAGAAUCCACUUCAGCCACUACCUAAAGCUACACGAGAACAAGAAGUUGAUGAUAAACGAUACGCCAACGAAGGUGGUGACGAGUGAGAAGAAGGAUACGCUCUUUUUCAAGGGGAAGUUUUCAGGUAAAAUAGAUCCCAAAACGUACGAAUGCAAAUUCACUAAUGAAAACGAUGAGUACAAGAAAAUAGACAAAUGCAUCGACUACGUACUGGAUGAGAUUGAGAAGAUGGCGUAA
Messenger RNA from Enterospora canceri, 543 nucleotides. The record is from the annotation of a GenBank genome assembly. Lineage: Eukaryota; Fungi; Microsporidia; Enterocytozoonidae.